Paramuricea clavata is the source of this 6337-nucleotide messenger RNA. Lineage: Eukaryota; Metazoa; Cnidaria; Anthozoa; Malacalcyonacea; Plexauridae. The record is from the annotation of a GenBank genome assembly.
AUGUACUUCUCCUGGGCGGUGGACCUGGAUCCGAAGGGUGCUAAUAAUCAAAUCAAGGAAGCUGUGGACAAACGGUAUUUACCUGAGGACGAUGACAUCAGCAUUGAUGACGUAGAUUUGACAGGGGAGGUGGGGGUGGGUGAGGAGUUGAAUAAUGAAAGUAGACUGUCGGAUAAUGACGAUUUAGAAUAAAUGGAAAUAUUUGAUUAGCUGAUAUCAGGUUAUAUUGGCUGAUAAUAUCACGAAAUUAAUAAGUUUAUACAGUAGUUAACGUUUAGAGACAAGAGAGUAAUAUUGGAAUACAAAUCAUGACGGAAAAUUUGUGAUUUGAAUUGCCUGGUUAUUGGUAAAUGAUGUCCUUAUGUAUGUAUGUGUUUUUUGUAUGUUUUUUGGGUCGCGCACAGAGGUAAAUUUAAAUUGUCGUGCGUUUGCUCUGGGAAAUCGGAUCAUAUUCCAUUGAAAUAAUUUUUAAAUUAAAAAUAAUAAUGGAUAACAUCUAUUUCUAUAUAUCAUGAUUUUUUUGUUGAAUCAAUUUUUACUUCUAUGCAACUGUCUGUAUGCAAUUAAUCUGGUUGUAAUUCUAGCUAGCCAAUCGGGAUUCAUGAAAUCUGGCCAAUUAUACAGCUGAUAAACUUUAACCAAUCACGAUUGCGCAUUUCACUGUGUUCUCAGAAGUCCUUAUUUGGCUUACAAGAAAUUGUUUGGUUUGGCCUCAUUUGAGUUAUUUUUGGCUACCUUUGCAAAGGCAUCUGACCACUGAUCUGUAUCUGACUGAUCCGAAGAAUCGCGUUCCAGGUAUAUUUGAGAUCAAUACUUUGGUGGGGUAGCCGGGUUACCGCGUGCAUUCGCACGGGCACUCGUCCACGCAGGUCACGCGGAAUUUUGCCCGCAAAGUGGGUGUAGGGACCUCUGAAAAGUUCGUAAAUACGUGAACGUUCCAAGUUAACUUUGAGUCAAAAUUUCAAACCAAGAUUAAAGAUUUUCCCUAUUUUUCUCUUGUGUACGCCAAGUGGAAAUCAUUUUGAUAGAAAGAAGAGCAUCUUUGGAGGUUAGUGAACCAUAUUUCCACUAAAUAGCUGGCGAAUUUUAUACUGUUAUUGAGUAAUAUCAAAUCGCUCUAUCGUGUUUCUGAAUAUUUAUAGGUAACAAUGCUUCUUUUUAAAGGGCAUUCCUUGAGUUCAAUUGCUUGUUUAUGCGUACUAAUUUAUAGUAUUCCCACCGCCCCUUAGACUGUCAAAUAACCGUUUAAUAUUAGGUUAUAAAAGUUGUAAAAUUCUUACAAAAAGUUAAGCUUGACACGCGAUAUGACUUGCUUUGUUGGGCUUCGACGUAUAAUCGAAUAUUACCUUGACCAGUUUCGUUCUUCAAAUAUAAAUUUUAAUAUGAUGUAAAGUCAUAAAAAUAGUGUUGAACAAGUUCAUGUUUCAUUUGGCAGAUUAUUGAAUCAUUUUAUUGGCUAUUGUAUCAUGAUUUGAUUCAAAGGAUUAUUCAAUACCUAAUAUUGCGUUGUAUAUUGAGGACCAAAAUUAUUACGUAAACAUUAAUGUGGCCUGAUUUCGCCAUGUUUUAAUUGACAUUUUUAAGCUUUCUAUUGUUGUACCUGUUUUACUGCCUUGGCUGUUUUGACAAUUAUUAUUCAAGUUAGUUCACAUAAGAAAUACAACGAAAAUUUCCUGAUUUUGACACGCUAUUUACAACUGAAAUAUACUGUAGUAUAUUAUGAUCGACAAAUUACAGCAUUUCCUGAACUCUAUGGUAUUCUUCCCUAAUUAUUAAAGCAUUUCAUUUUCAUGUAUGGAUUUAAACUUUCAUGCACACCCAUAACCUAAAACCUGGUUUAGUCCACCAAAGGGCUGUUAACAAAUAGAUUUCAUCGCACAUUUACACAGUGUUCCAAAAUUGUCUUUGCCCCCUAUCGCAUUGAGGACCAGGUUUAUUUUCAUGGAAAAGACAUUUUGUCACAGUAUUUUGUAACUAUUAGUUCUACCCCAAACAAGAUUUACUGAUUAACGGUACAAAUAUUAUAAAUUUGUAUACUGACCAGAUUAGAAAGUUUACAAAAUAUGCUGGUGGCCCAGAAUUGUGUGUCCGAGAUUAUGAAAAUUUAAUAGUAAAUUCAUUGGGAAUAUCAACACUGCGCCCCAAGAUCUCUGCUGCAUGUUGCAAACUUUCCAGACUGGCUGGUGACAUUGAAUUUUGACUACCGUUUUGCACAGACAUGACACCCUCAAAAUGUUACAUGCCAAUUCUGUUUUUCAAAGUUUAACCCAUUGAGUGGCAGCACUUUCCCCCUGAUGAGUAAAAUCGUCUGGUGUUAGACAGAGUAAAAUAAUAAAGUAUGGUGCAUUGCCACUUAAAGGAUUAACAGGGUGCAUGGUCAGAUAGUCUGAUUAACCCAUUGAGUGGCAGCACUCUUCCCCUGACGAGUAAAAUCGUCUGGCGUUAGACAGAGUAAAAUAAUAAAGUAGGGCGCAUUGCCACAUAAAGGUUUAACUGUACAUACAAUUCUGUAAGGUACCCAAUAUUACACAAAAGUGUGAGUGAGCCUGUAUUGGGUGUAUGGGUGUGGUUAUGAGGUUAUGGUUAAGGGGAAAUAACCACCCACACUACUUUUUAAUCUUCUUUCCUUUUUCUCUUCUGCCUAACUUACUACUAAUGUGUGAAGGAAACAAAGUAUCAGUAAUGUAACAAAAUAUUUACAGUUGAUUUCACAAAAAGUUUGCCAAAAUGUUCCAAACUUCAUUCCAAAGUUUGCAAAUUGUUGUGAAGUUCAAGAGUUCAUAUUGGAUUUCAAAAGCUGGUUUGUGAACAAAGGUUGUGGUCUAUGAAUUAAAAGAAGCCAAUUGAAUGCUUAGUUUACUAACUGCUUUGUGAAUGUUAUUAUGAACUUUGGAACAAAAUUUUACGAACGUCGGAAGGAAUUUCUGAACAUUGCGGCAAUUUUGUGAAAUCAACUGUAAUGCUUCACAGGCAUUCUGCUUUGAGACAUAUCAGUCACCCUAGAUGAGAUGACUGAUUCAGAGAUUUUGGGUGCAAGCUCUUUGUCAUUAUUAAUUUUGGCAUUAAUAAUGCCAUAUGUCCUCGUUCUUAAAAUAUUAUGACAUUGUAUUCACUUCAAAAUACAUUUCAAAAAAUAUUUGUGUAAAAAAAUAUUGAUGGCACAACUACAGGGUUCCCAAAAGAAGUCAUCACCUGGCUGCAAUUUUCACUGUCUGUAAUAUAGAAAAUUGCUGGCUGUUUCUCAAAAUUUCAAAAUUAAGGUGUCUUGCUUUUAUAUCAUAAAUUUUAAUUAUACAAUUACUUUAUGGUUUCUGUGUUUGGAUGGCCUGAUCCAAACAUGCGGGAAUGUUGCGAGAGUUAAGAAAAGCGCGCGAAAGCACGAGCCGAAGGCGAGUGAUUUUGCGCGCUUUUCUUAACUCGAGCAACAUUCCCAAGUGUUUGGAUCAGGCCAUCCUAACAGGGAAACCAUAAAGUAAUUGUUUUAUAAAAUAACAACAACACGAUAGUCUUCCGUGUUUGGAUGGCCUGAUCCAAACAUGGGUUUCGACCAAUCAGAGCACGCGUUAUAUACAUGUUAUUUUAUAAAAUACAUUACUUUACAGGCUGCCUUCUUGGAAGAGAUUUUUCACAUUAGAACAUCUGAUCAAUACUUGGUGAUACUUGAUACCUGGUGACUUCUCCCAAUGGCUGGACGAGGCCAACAACAACAGCGAUCAAACGGUCCUCCGCAGGGAAAAAUAUGUCAGUUUAAAUUGGUAUUACUUGGUAAGUGUUUUUUACCCACUCAUAUUCUAUAUCUUUCAAUUGAAAAUUUCCUUUAACUCAUUUCCAUGGUUACUUAUUAUGGGUAGUUUUUGUGAAAUUUCGUGAGGACUUAAUACAUAUCAAAAUGUCAACUGAAUAUUUGUAAUCUUACUGUUUUAGGUGAAUCAGCUGUUGGAAAAUCUAGUCUGGUUCUGAGGUUCGUAAAAGGCCAGUUCCACGAGUUCCAAGAGAGUACUAUUGGAGGUAAUAUACUACCAAUUCAAAGCCUCCCUUGGUCCCCAGCUCAACAGGAUCCCCAAAGUGGCAAGGGCCUUUAAAAUUUCUUGAUAGAAGAAAAUCCUAGCUGUGUCAGAUAAAAGAGAGAUUCAGAUUUGACUUCGACCAUUAACCAAUCAGAUGUGUUUGAUAUAUCCAGUUAACCAAUCAGAUGUGUUUGAUAUAUCCAGUUAACCAAUCAGAUAUGUUUGAGUUAACCAAUCAGAUGUGUACUAAGCCAGUGAGAGGUAGUGGAAGUCAAAUCUAAAUCUCUCUAAUGUACAAUAAAGUAUUAUAUAUUGUAAAACACUGCUUUUCUCAUUUUACAAUUAUGAUGUGCAACCUCUCUGGCCCUGUAUGAUUAUUCAGCAUAAUUAGCAUUUUAAUAUAUAUUUUAGGGUGAUGCGGUUUUUCGGUAAACCGGAAAAAGCGAUUUUUUUUUAAAACCGAAUUACUCGAUGUUACUUUUGGAGAAAAACCGGAAAACCGGAAAAAACCAGGAAGAAACGAAAAAAACGAAGAAAAAUCGGUAUUUUACUAAAAUCGAACCAUACAGUUUCGCGCGAGCUUGAAGUCUUGAACUGAUAAGCGAUUAAGUGGAUCAAACGAUGGUGAAUUUUGAUUCGCUAGCAACAAAGGCGGACGUCUGCGAAGACAGGUCUAAAAUAUUCAUAUCGAACACGGCAUAGUUUCGAUUUUCGAUCGUAUUUUUUUAAAAAACCGGUUCACUCGGUUUUUUCGUUUUUUUUGGUCGGUUUUCGGUUUUUUGUAGAAACCGCCUCACCCUAAUAUAUUUAUAAUAUAUAAUAUAUUUUUCAAGCUAUUUUUCAUAAUUUCUAUUUUUGAUUAAUCGGUUCCAGAUUAAAAUGUUUGUUUUGUUAUUUUUAGCUGCCUUCUUAACACAGACAGUCUGCCUUGAUGAUACAACAGUCAAGUUUGAAAUUUGGGAUACUGCUGGACAAGAAAAUAUCCUUUUAUUUAUUUUUAUUAAAUCGUAAACAGUCACUUGUCGUAUGUCUUCUCUAUGCAGCUUUGUGAUAAUAAAUGUGUACGAGUAGUUGUUUUGUCCUUAACAGCUUUGUACGAUACCACAGUCUAGCACCAAUGUAUUACAGAGGAGCUCAAGCUGCUAUUGUUGUUUAUGAUAUCACUAACACAGUAAGAUAUUAUUAUUGUUAUAUAAUUGACAGAGCUAUCCAGCUCAUAGUUCAGAGCUACAGCAACGAAGUACUAUCGAUAAAACAUGUUUUGAAAAAUUUUGGUAAAAUGCAAGGGGGGGACCACAGGUACCCUGGGCUUAACAAAGGGGGAUCACAGGAAAUUUUUCAAAAAUUCAAAAACAUUGAAAAACCACCUCAAACUAGUCCAAACUUUCUGAAAGUUGUCGAAAACCUCCCCUGUCAUCAAAAAAAUUACUUAGCGGAGACGCUUAACUAUAUAUUAUGAAUAUUUUAGGACACAUUUUCUCGUGCUAAAACGUGGGUCAAGGAAUUGCAACGUCAAGCAAGUCCAAAUAUAGUAAUUGCGCUUGCAGGAAACAAAGCAGAUCUUGCUAAUAAAAGAGUAGUCGAAUAUGAGGUAAAUUUGAUUUGGAAUGAAUGUGAUGUAGCUUCACAUUGACCUGGUCAUCAAAUCCACAGACCGAUUACAGUAAUGGUUAUUCUUUCUUCUCAGGAUGCCCAAAGUUAUGCAGAUGACAAUGGACUUUUAUUUAUGGAAACCUCGGCAAAGACAGCAAUGAACGUCAAUGAGAUAUUCCUGGCCAUUGGUAAGUUCCACCAACUUCUGUUGAUCCUGGGACAAACAUUUCUCGUCGUCCAUUCAUCCUAUUAUUUUUCAAAUUGGAAUGACAAGUGUAGUUAUAUAGUAAACAUACAAAAUCUUUUUUUAUUGAAAUCGUGUCGGUGAAUUUUUUGUCGGUGUAUUAUGGCAGUUUAGAAUUUCGAUUUUGCUUGAACAAGGUAGGUUGUGCAUUUUUACAAAAAUUCAAAUAUUGAUAUUUUUGACAGUGUAACUUAAAACCCGAAUAAAAUGUCCAAAAAGUAAAGCUUGUUUUCGCGACAUUUCUAAUCUGAAUAGUAGGAAGCCUGCAAUGUUGCUCAAAUGCACCCGACUUUAUCAUUUUACUGUAACGCCAGAUUGUUGGGAGAGUCUUGUGUGGAUUAUUGGGUUAACCAAUGCUUCAAUUAUUUUAGCUAAAAAAUUACCCAAGACAGACCCGAAUGCAGGUGGACAAGGCGCGGGCCAACAACGCCCUAAAGGAAAUGUUGACCUCCAAGAACGAAACCAAGGUGGAUCCGGGGGGUGCUGUAAAUAA